Portunus trituberculatus (swimming crab) is the source of this 1389-nucleotide messenger RNA. RefSeq lists its product as uncharacterized. The transcript has a single exon. NCBI's taxonomy places the organism in Eukaryota, Metazoa, Arthropoda, Malacostraca, Decapoda, Portunidae. Gene Ontology annotation, molecular function: nucleic acid binding. The coding region runs from base 1 to 1389 and encodes 462 amino acids. The record is from RefSeq and is a predicted model, not a curated record. Gene Ontology annotation, biological process: DNA integration.
AUGAGGAUCAAGACGUCGCUAUCGCCGCAGCUAUGUCCGCAGCUGCGGUAUCCGCCCUUUGACUUGAGCGGGUGUACCACCAUCGAUGAAGAGAUGGUGUUGCAAGUGGCGCUUGAGGACCCCACAUACCAGUCGCUGGUUUCAAGAGUGUGCAGCGGCGACUGGCGGCCCCACAAGUCACAGGAGCUCGCCUGCUUACGCCCCUUUUACAGCGUACGGGACAGACUGGCAGUGUCCCGUGGCCUAGUCACCUAUACCUAUGACCAGGGAUGUGUGCGACUCGUCAUCCCUGAUGUUCUACGUCAACGAGUAGCCACCAGUCUUCAUGCCAGCCAUCAAGGCCUCGACUCCAUGCUGAGGAGGGCCAGGCAAACAGUGUAUUGGCCUGGGAUAGAGGGUGAUCUGCAGCAUCAUCGGGCCAUGUGCAACACCUGUGACGCCAACGCGCCUUCACAACCGCCUGAGCCCCUUAUCCUCACGCCAUCUCCCGAUUACCCCUUCCAGCAGACGGUGGCAGACUUAUUCCAACUGGGAGGUCAAACUUACCUGGUAUACGCUGACAGACUCACGGGGUGGCUGGAGGUGGCGCAUCUACCCUCGGGUGCCCAUUCCGGUAAAAUCAUGAAGCACCUGAGGCACUUCUUCACCAGAUGGGGGGCCCCAGAGCAGCUCUCUACUGAUGGAGGUACAAACCUAGUGAGUGGGGAAAUGACUGCAUUCCUCAAGAGGUGGGGAGUCGCGACCCGUCUCUCAUCCGCUCAGUACCCCCAAUCUAAUGGCCGCGCCGAGGCGGCCGUGAAGACAGCCAAGAGGAUGUUGCGAGACAACACGGGGACCAGCGGCAGCCUAGACAACGACAAAGUGUCGCUGGCUCUCCUCCAAUACCUCAACACCCCGCUGCGGGGGGUAAACAUGUCCCCCGCACAGUUAACGACAGGAAGACAGCUGAGAGACGGAGUCCCCACAGCCAAGCAGAACUACAAGGUCAAGCAAGACUGGCAGCAGACCCUGGAAGAGAGGGAGACUCAGAUGGCGCAGCGUCACGAGGAAAUACGCCAACAGAGCCCGGGCCAGCGCCGUCGACGACGUCGUCUGCAGCCAGGAGCCCGUGUGUGGGUUCAAGACCAGACUAGCAAGGUAUGGAGCAAGUCUGGUACCGUCGUCGAGGUCCACCCUUACCGCCAGUACGCGGUAAGAAUGGACGGGAGUGGUCGCAUAUCCAUACGCACGCGCGGCCACUUGAAAGAGGCCCCACCACAGCAAGAGCCGCCCGCCUCACCGCGAGAGCCGCUCGCCCCGGUAGGAACACUCGAGCCGCAACCACUCACACCAGAAGCACCUUCACCCCCGCCGCCACGACGGCCAAGGCACAGGGUUCGACCGAGGUGA